This is a messenger RNA of Epinephelus moara (kelp grouper), 2309 nucleotides long. RefSeq names its product SET domain containing 9 (gene setd9). The record is from RefSeq and is a predicted model, not a curated record. Gene Ontology annotation, molecular function: protein binding. The transcript has a single exon. Bases 69 to 929 code for a protein of 286 amino acids. NCBI's taxonomy places the organism in Eukaryota, Metazoa, Chordata, Actinopteri, Perciformes, Serranidae.
GGAAGUGACUCUGAAAUCCACAAAAACAAGCUCUUCCCCCAUGUCCGACUUAUCAGACGUCGACCUGGAUGUUUAGAACUGCUCUAAAAAGAUUUCAGAACAAAUGGAAAUCGUACAGACACAGGUUUGUGCCUUGGAUUAUACUGAACCUGUCUAAAAAUGAGAAAACUCUGCGGCAGGUGCCGGAGCUCUCUGAGGACAAACUGGUGCCAGAUGAGGAGGUGUCACAUAGCUUACUGCAGCUCUUCAGACUCCUGCUCAGGAGCCAACAUGUCACCCAUGGGGAGUCCCGAGCAACUCAAACUCACUUUCUCAGACAGGUAACAAGCGAAGAAGACCAAGGUGGAGGGAACUCAGUGUGUGGAGAUGAUGCCAUGUUUCAGUGUCUUGGGUUCUGCAUUGACCGGAGGCCUAGCACUUUGCCCUUUGCAGGUACGGGAGUGUUUGUCACCAAGGGAUUUGUACCCAAAGGAGCCACAGUGGCCAUGUACCCUGGCACAGUCUAUCAAGCCUAUGAGCCAAUUCUCCUCCAGUCCAUCAGGAACCCUUUUGUAUUCAGGUGUAUUGAUGGUGUCCUGAUUGAUGGCAAUGACAAAGGCAUCUCCAAAAUGGUGUUCAACUCCUGCAGUGGCAGGGACAGACUGGGGCCCUUCAUGAUGAGUGACACCAGCUGGCUGACAGAAAGUCCACUAAACCCACUUGCUGUUGGUCAGUAUGUGAACAACUGCUCCAACGAGUCGCCUGCCAACGUGUGCUACCAGGAGUAUGAUGUGCCACAUAAGUUUCCCAUCGAGCUUCGCCAGUAUCUGCCUAAUGUCAACUACAGCAAUGACACACAGAGGCCUCUGCGCUGUGUUGUCCUUGUAUCCCUCAGGGACAUUACAGCAGGAGAGGAACUCUUCUCCAACUACUACACCAUCGUGCGUUAGAGACAAAGUACACUCAGCUGUUCUGCUUUGGUGUCAGAAGUGAAGAAAAUGGACAUUUUUCCUAUUUCAUACAACAUUAUAACUGUCUGUCUUUCUAAGGGGACAAAUGAUUUGUCUUUGUACACUCAGCAUUGCACUGGAAUAAAGGCAGGAGCACUGUAAUAUGAAAGAAACAAAACUGCUGUUAUUUCACAGAGUUGAAGGAAAUUGUAAAAAUAUAUAGAAAGAUCUCAAAUUAAAUGGGCCAGGGACACAGGCCACAUGGGACCUGCAUGUUCCAGACCUGAUCACUGCAGGGGUAGUGGCAUGUCCAAACCAUUUUGAAUAGGGUGGCGGAAGUUGGCCACUGACUUAUGAAGGGCUGGGCAAGCAUUAAUUUACCUAUAUGUAUAGUGUUAAUAUCUAUUUUAAUUUUUAUCACUACAGUAUAUUACAAUUUCUUACACUCAUGUGUUUAAAAUGUGACAGAGUGCCCCAAUAAUGAGUUCUUAAACCUGUAAAUGAGUUAGCAUUUUUGAACUCACCCUCUGACUCGUCUCAAAGUCAAUGGGUUUUUGGUAAGAUGCUUUAAAUAAGGUCUGUGAUGAACACAAGCUUUAGAGAUGUCACGUUUUGUUCUGCAACAUAAAAUACAUCAGUGAAAACCACACUUGUGAAUGCUGGCUCAAAAAGGCAGUUGCUAACAAGUGCCUGAAUUAGACUACAGAACGUCAUCAUGCUGACCACAGGUUGAUAGUGUCGUGGUGGUGGUUUACUUAUGGCAAUUGCAUUUGGGCUUCAAAAAUCAUAAAAGAGGUGCUCAUUUGUGAACAUUAUCUUACAUAACAAAAUGUGCAAGUGCCAUAAAUGUUUGUUUGCCACAGAGGUUUUAUGCCACUGUAUGUGUUGUGUUUCUGUGCAGUGCAGUGCAGUGAAGUUUGAUUGAUUCAACUAACACACCUAAAACAUGGCUUAAUAGCAAUUAUAUUAAACAAAAGUACAAAAUUCGACUUCAUUAUAACACAAGGUUCAUAGGCAAAGCAAUUUUCUUUUUCCAGACACAUUUUCCCCACAAAUACACCAUGCUAAUGUAGUGUAUUAUCAGUUGCUCUGAAGGGUUGGAACAGAUGACCAGUAAGGGUUAAAAAGCAUAUAUGGUCAGGGUCAAAGAAAAGAUAUUUAUGGUUCAGGGUUAAAGUGGGUGAAAUCCAACUAGGGUCACCCUUGGUUGUUUGUCUGACUUUGUCUCACAUUUCACAGAAACAGCGUGUCUAUAUAAUGGGAGUAAUUUGGGGCUGUUUUUCAGAGUGGUCCACAUCGGCUGAAGAACCCUCUCCAAGCUUUCUAGAUGCUUGAUAGAUGCUGUACUUCUUGUAAUAAACCUUUUCUUUAAGCAAGCAA